Molecule: messenger RNA, 405 nt
Organism: Pieris macdunnoughi
Lineage: Eukaryota; Metazoa; Arthropoda; Insecta; Lepidoptera; Pieridae
Source: the annotation of a GenBank genome assembly
AUGGGUUAUGUCUAUUAUUCGUCGAACGGAAUGAUCGUUACCGGGGCCUACCGCUCGUCGACGGCGGGUUCGGACGCGCCCCCCGCACCUCCGCUCUUCCUACCCCCGCACCUCUCGCAUCUAUCGCAGCAUCUCAACCAUUUGUCGCAACCCUUCUUCCCCUUGAAAGGUUGGGGUGCCCCCUGUCCCUGCUGCCCCAAAGAAGAGGCGCGUUCAACGAGCGUAGCCGAACUCAGACGCAAAGCACACGAGCACUCAGCAGCCUUAUUGCAAUCUCUCGCCAACUUCCAAUCAAGAGCUCUUCUGCCGUUACCACUACAUCUUCCACCCCUAUCGCUAUCUCUCUUACCACAUGAUGCACAGCCAUCAACCACGCAGGCGGAGCCACAGAAACAUAUAGAAUAA